Quercus robur (English oak) is the source of this 1177-nucleotide messenger RNA. RefSeq names its product reticulon-like protein B5. Lineage: Eukaryota; Viridiplantae; Streptophyta; Magnoliopsida; Fagales; Fagaceae. The record is from RefSeq and is a predicted model, not a curated record. The transcript has 5 exons. The coding region runs from base 75 to 827 and encodes 250 amino acids.
AUUCAUUCUCCAACCCUAUUAUUUUUUUUUGAAAUUCAAUUUUUAUUUUAUUUUUUAUUUAUUCUUUUGGUGAAAUGGCGGAGCAUUCUGAGAGCGGUGGUGUUUCGGCAGUGAUGGAGAAGAUAAGCGAGAAGAUCCACGCGCAUGAUUCAUCUUCGUCUUCAGAUUACGAUUCCGAUUCCGAGAAACCGGAAUCUGUAAAGGCUCAGAUUUACCGGCUUUUCGGCAGAGAGAAACCGGUUCACAAGGUUUUCGGUGGCGGAAAGCCUGCUGAUGUGUUGUUAUGGAGGAACAAGAAGAUUUCAGCUGGUGUACUCGGUGGAGUUACUGCCAUCUGGGUUAUUUUUGAAUUGGUCGAAUACCACCUGCUUACUCUUGUAUGUCAUGUUUUGAUACUUGCUCUUGCAAUCUUGUUCCUGUGGUCCAAUGCUCAUACCUUUAUCAACAAGACUCCUCCCCGGAUCCCAGAAGUUCAUCUUCCUGAGGAGCCAUUCUUGCAAGUUGCUUCUGCACUGAGAAUUGAAAUUAAUCAGGGUUUUGCUGUCUUGCGGAAUAUUGCAUCAGGAAGAGAUUUGAAGAAAUUUCUCAUUGUUAUUGCUGGCUUGUGGGUUCUUUCCACUGUGGGCACUUGGUGUAAUUUCUUGACCUUGUUCUAUAUAUCUUUUGUUUUGCUGCACACUGUGCCUGUUCUGUAUGAGAAGUUUGAGGACAAGGUUGACCCAUUUGCCGAGAAGGCAAUGGUUGAGAUUAAAAAGCAGUAUCUAGUGUUUGAUGCCAAGGUUCUGAGUAAAAUUCCAAAAGGUCCGUUGAAAGGGAAGUUGGCUUAGAGAAGUAGAGGCUUUUGCUUGUGGUGGACUCUAAGCUAGCACUGGAUUUUGUAGGUUGUGAUUGUGCUUGCACUUUUUGUAUUUGCUAGAGCUCUUCACAUGCGUGUCCGCACAUUGAUUUGCAAAAUGUUGGAUUUGGCAUGUUAAUGGACUUAGUUGGGAAUUGUAUGAGUUUUGCUUCAUAUUGUUUUGGCAAUUUUGUAAUGGCAUUUUAUGUAGCAGUGAUAUUUUGAUGAACUUUAUAGUAUGUGAUAUCACUUUGUGCCUGUGUAUUGGGUUGUAACUUUCGAAGAACGUUUGUUAUAAUUCAUGCUCUUAUUAAUUUUUGGUUGUGAGCAUGAUUUCCUUAA